AUGGUAGAUCUGUCAGAUGCAAAACUUCCGACAACACUUCUUCGAACAAUCAACUGUAAACAGAAUGCCGUCAGAGCUGUUAGAUUUAAUGUGGAUGGAAACUAUUGCUUAUCUUGUGGUGCAGACAAGUCAGUGAAGUUAUGGAAUCCGUAUAAGGGGACGCUUCUGAGGACGUAUACAGGAACAGGAUGGGAGGCUCGUUUUGUUCUAGAUGCACAGGGUUCCAGUGAUAAUUCUAUGAUACUUGUUGGUGGCAUGGACAAACAGUUGACGGUAUUCGAUGUUGAAACCGGAAAAAUAACACGACGCUGGAGAGGACACAAUGGUCAGGUUAAUAGUGUGGCAUUCAAUGAAGAAUCGACGGUAGCAGUAUCUGCUUGUCAAGAUGGCGUCGUGCGAUGCUUUGAUAUUCGUGAUAAAAAUGCGCCUAUACAACAGAUGGAUGAGGCCACGGAUGCGGUGUUAACAGUAGAUGUCAAUUCGCAUGAGAUUGCUUCAGGUUCAGCUGACGGGAGUAUUCGGGUCUAUAACAUUCGAGAUGGAAAGCUAACUGAUGAUUUUCUCGGCGAUAGUGUUACAUCGUUGCAUUUCUCAGCGGAUGGUCAGUGUUUACUUGCGUCCACUAAAGAUGGCUUCAUUCGGCUGAUCGAUAAAAUGAAUGGACAGCUACUAGCGGACUACACAGGCCAUAUAAAUACUGAAUAUCGUGUGGAAAGCUGUUUGCUUUCUACUGAUGCACACGUUGUAAGCGGUUCGGAGGAUGCUCAUUUGUAUAUCUGGAAUUUGAUUGAGAUGAAGAUAUUGCACAAGUUACCGCAUCCGAAUUCCGUAGUGCAUUCGAUUAGCUCACAUCCAAAGAAGCCAGUUCUGUUGUCUUCAUCAGCAACAAAUAUAUUUUUAUGGGGCUUGCAAAAAGAAGAAGAUGUAUCUGAUUGA
This is a messenger RNA of Acanthocheilonema viteae, 936 nucleotides long. NCBI's taxonomy places the organism in Eukaryota, Metazoa, Nematoda, Chromadorea, Rhabditida, Onchocercidae. The record is from the annotation of a GenBank genome assembly.